Culex quinquefasciatus (southern house mosquito) is the source of this 1504-nucleotide messenger RNA. RefSeq lists its product as uncharacterized. Lineage: Eukaryota; Metazoa; Arthropoda; Insecta; Diptera; Culicidae. The record is from RefSeq and is a predicted model, not a curated record. The transcript is spliced from 4 exons. The coding region runs from base 444 to 1334 and encodes 296 amino acids.
AGUAGCGAGUGACCGUAUCCAAAUCUAUUAAGUUUUUUAAUGAAUCUAAUUACAAAAACCAAAACAAAUCUUUUGUUUUCCCCUCCCUUCGAACAAAGCCAUAAUCAUCGCUUAUAUGCACAUCAAAAAUGCAAUUAGCCAUCCUCAAAACCGACAAAAAUUUGCGUAAUUACAUAUUGUGUGUAUCUCAAAACGCUCAGUACCCACGUGGUGGUGCCCUUGACUAAGAAGGACCGACCACAGCAUAGUUAAGGCACACUUUUAAUUACAGCCUCCGGCGUAAAACGUGCCUAAUUCGAUAAACAUUGACAAACAUUUGCGCAGAGCGAAACUUUUCAUCAAAACCAGUUGCGCACCGGCCUAACGAGGCCAGUUGCGGUUAGGAAAUAGUCCUUCCAGUGUCGGUGCAGUUUCUUUUUUGUUGGAGUCAACAGGUCCCCGGAAUGGUACUGCGAGGACAGUUUGCAAAGACAGUUUCGGCUCUGGUCAUCCUGGCGACCUGGUCGUCGGGGAUGGUCAACCAGGAGGUCUCGGCAGGGCCCGCGAUCGCGGGUAACAGUAGCGCAGCAUACCAGCUUCCGUACGAGGGCAUUGCGCCAGCAGACUACCUGCAGGAACUCAGUGAAGGACCUGGGUGGGCAGCAGGUCUGAUCAGGAAUUCCCGGAAGGGGAGCGAUCAACGGGAACCGAAAUUCAUCAGCUUCCAAACCAAGGACAAUAAUAUUGAGGUUGAGAUCGACUUUGCGAUACCUUUUCUUACGAUUCCGGUGAAAAAGUCCGUCGAUGGGAUGAUGUCGUCAGUGAUGAAGGGCACUUCUCUCAUCAACAUCAAUGUGGGAGCUGUGGCUUUGGCGGGCGUUCUGGCAGUUGGUGGCGCCCUCAUCGGUGGCGUCGCCAAACUAUUUCGUGACAAGGAACUCUUGACUCCUCUGGGACCAUUAAACGUUCGACGAACGGAAUCCAUGCCCACGCCGUCGAAGACGGAUCGAGACGCCGACGAAGAGAACGCCCUCUGGAAUCUACUGCGGGUGGUGGACCGUAGUUUACAGCGGUACGACAUCGAUUCGACGGCCUGCACCCAGCGGACGGUUUGCUGGUACGUGAAGGAAGCCGCGAUAAACGUGGCCGAGCGACGCGCCAGCCGGAUGGACACGGUCCUGGACGGGUUGGCCGGUGCGGACUGGGCGCUCAGUUUCGCCACCGGAACGGCCAUCGAGGACGCCAUCCGCGCUGGCAGGAGACGCGUCAACUGCGAGCAAGCGUUUCCGGCGUGCCGAUUCGGACCGGAAGCGGUGCAGCGGAUACUCGGCGGAAGUGGGAGGAGCAGGCGGUGAAACGCGGUUAGCAUUAAGUCCAAAUUGAUUGAGAUUCUUGGUUAGAACCAUGCUUGCAUUCAACGUUCGAACACUAGCGACACCUAGUAGAGAGUAGUUUAAUGUUUAUCCUUUGAAUAGUUGGCCAUCGCUAAUGAUACAUGUUGGCAGAUCUUGGAGGAAGUUAUUUU